AUGAUGGAGGAGAAAAUAAGAGUCCCCUCCGGUCGUUAUGAUGAACCUGUGUAUCCUGAUACGAGCGCCUUUCUACGUGGGAUUCGGCCCCAAGAACGGAGUACUCCGUAUAACAGCUCUGGUGGUGGUGAGGUUGUUGCCCAUGGCAAUAUGUUUGGGAUUCUUCAGGAUAUCUUCAAGUUUUUCUUCGAUGAAUACAAACGAACUGAUGUUUCCGCCACGAUGUUCAUCGGCCCGGACGCGCACACACGUCCUCCGGAGUGGCUCGAGAAUAAAAAUACUAAUAUUGAUGGUAGCACCGUGUCGGAAAAAAGCAUCGAGUCGAAUCCGAAUCACUGGAGGACGAAAUACCGCAAGGAGCUUGAUAUCGCCGAGGCGAUUGAGGAGGCACGGAAACAGGCUCGGAUGGAGUCCCGGCACGAUAUUUUAGCGAGUAUUAGAUGGGUCCGCCGAAAGCUAGGUUAUUCAGUUCCAUUGGAUGAGCUUCACUCGAAGGAGAGGGUGGAGGCCCAGUAUCGCCAGGAAGAGGAAGCGUCGCCGCGGGGUGUGAUAGUGGAAGGGCCGAAAGAGGGACGUCCCGCGGGGAGUACGUGGAAAGCUCUGAUGCAGUCCGCGGGGUCCGGCAAACCCCUUGCCAAGGUAGCGAAAGAGUACCGCCCUCGCAUAGAUUUCUACGGCCUAGAUCCGUUUCUAGAUUCAUCGCCUUCGUUGAUUUGGUUCAGCACCAAGUGCGGGAUCGCGAUCGGCCUCGUGCAAGGGUCUUUGCGUGCAUUCCAGACGAUCAACGUCGACUUGGAGUUUCUGAGGGCGUCAGGGGUUGGGGUGCUGUCAAUACUCAACAUGUCGGUUCUCGCGGGUGUUAUCAAGUGGGGCGGCAACACAUGCAUCCUUUCGGCUGCUUUUUGCGUGGGGGAUCGACUGGCAAGGAGUGUGAAGCGUCGCCUUCUCCCAGCGCAUGAUGCGGAGCAGCGUUCGCCAUUUAAUUAUGUUGUGGGUUUGGCAUUCUCAGGCUCGACAGUGGGGAUUAUGCCGUGGUGGGUACUUAAUGACGUGAAAUUGGCCGCUCGAUUGGCGAUGUCUGGCGUUUUUUUGGGAGGUGUGUUGGGGUUGGGUGUAGGAUUGGUCUUGCAGCGACUUGUGGCUCUGAACAUAUCUCGAUUGGAUGCAACAAAUCGUCAGCUGCGACGCUACGAGGCGCUUAUGCUACGUGAACGCAAGUGGCUGGAGCAGGAGUAUCAGAAGCACAAAUCCGAGAAUGUCGUAUGGUGGUAG
Molecule: messenger RNA, 1272 nt
Organism: Phytomonas sp. EM1
Lineage: Eukaryota; Euglenozoa; Kinetoplastea; Trypanosomatida; Trypanosomatidae
Source: the annotation of a GenBank genome assembly